This is a messenger RNA of Neopelma chrysocephalum (saffron-crested tyrant-manakin), 1378 nucleotides long. RefSeq names its product LIM/homeobox protein Lhx3-like. Gene Ontology annotation, molecular function: DNA-binding transcription factor activity, RNA polymerase II-specific; RNA polymerase II transcription regulatory region sequence-specific DNA binding. The transcript is spliced from 5 exons. Lineage: Eukaryota; Metazoa; Chordata; Aves; Passeriformes; Pipridae. Bases 8 to 1378 code for a protein of 456 amino acids. Gene Ontology annotation, cellular component: nucleus. Gene Ontology annotation, biological process: regulation of transcription by RNA polymerase II; neuron differentiation. The record is from RefSeq and is a predicted model, not a curated record.
UGGUUCAAUGGGACCAUCUCCGACCUCGUUCCCAACCUCGACACCUCCGGAACUCUCUCCGGGCCCGAUUUCCCUUCCCGCGCAUCCCAGAUCCCGCCCAGGUGUCCCAGAUCCCGCCCGGGCAUCCCAAAUCCCGCGUUUCCCCCCCCUCAGGCUGUUCCAGACCAAGUGCAGCAGCUGCCUGAAGGCCAUCGGGCCGUCGGAGCUGAUCAUGCGGGUGCUGGAGAACGUCUACCACGUGCAGUGCUUCUCGUGCUGCGAGUGCGAGCGGCGGCUGCAGCGCGGGGACGAGUUCGUGCUCAAGGAGGGGCAGCUGCUCUGCCGCUCCGACUACGAGAAGGAGAAGGAGAUGCUCAGCGCCAUCAGCCCCGCGCCCACCGAGUCCGUGAAAAGCGAGGACGAGGACGGCGCCCACUCCCAGGGCAAAGGCGGCGACGACGGCAAAGACCACAAACGCUCCAAGCGGCCACGCACCAUCCUCACCACCCAACAGCGCCGCGCCUUCAAGGCCUCCUUCGAGGUGUCCUCCAAGCCCUGCAGAAAGGUGAGGGAGACGCUGGCGGCGGAGACGGGACUGACCGUGCGCGUGGUCCAGGUGUGGUUCCAGAACCAACGGGCCAAGAUGAAGAAAAUCGCCCGGAGGCAGCAGCAGCAGCAGCAGCAGCAGGAGCAGGAGCAGCUCGGGAAUGCCCGGCUGGGAGGCGGGAGAGGGACCGGCAGGAGCAGCCGGCAGAGCAACGACGACAGUGAAGGUGAGGGAAAACCGGGAAUGGGCGGAGAGCCGGGAUGCGGGGAGCGGCUUGGAUGUGUUUCGUGGAAUUGUGGAGCGGUUUGGGUGGGAAGGGACCUUAAAUCAUCCCAUUAUCCCACCGAAUUCCAAAAGCAGGGACACCUCCCAUGGCUCAGGUGGAUCCAGCCUGGCCUUGGGCACUUCCCGGGAUGGGGCAGCCGCAGCUUCUCCGGGAAUUCCAUCCCGUUCCCUCCCCGCCCUCCCAGCCAAGGAUUCCUUCCCAAAUUCCACCUCAAUCCCCCUUUCCCAGUGGGAAGCCAUUCCCUGUGUCCCGUCCCUCCAUCCCUUCUCCCAGGUCCCUCUCCAGCUCUCCCGGAGCCCCUGGAAUGUGCUGGAAGCUCUCCCUGGAUCCCUCCCCGCUCCAGGGGAACAUUCCCAGCUCUCCCAGCCUGUCCCCGGAGCAGAAUCCUGGAAUCCUGGGAUGGACAUUCCAAGCCCUUCCCAGCCCUCCCGGGCUCCUCUCCCGGGCCCUGGGAAGCGGCUUUUCCAACUCCGUCGGGGAUGAGGAUCCCAAAAUCCCGAAUUAUCCCGGAUUCCCGGAUCCUCAGACCCGCGCUGGGGAGAGGGACGAGGCGGGUCGGGAGGUGA